AUGACACUUCAAUGGACUAUCGUUGCAUUCGUUUUGUAUGUCGAAAUUGGAAUUUGUUUCAUUUUGCUUCUGCCAUGGAUUCGUCCGUCAUUCUGGAGCAAAAUCUUUCACAGUCGGUUGUAUAACGCAAUAACGAGACAUGGACAAAUCUACGGGACCGCUUUUGGGCUCGUUCUUUUCAUCCUUUUCGCUGAUGGAGUACGUGAGACGAUGAAAUAUAACAACCUCGAAGAAAAGGCGAUUCGCGUUACUGCCGAGUCCGAUGCCACACACCACAUGAGACUCUUCCGGGCUCAACGCAACUUGUACAUCUCUGGAUUUUCGCUUCUUCUUUUUCUAAUCAUCAGAAGAAUCAUUUCAUUGUUGACUCGCGGAGCUCAGCUCGAAGCUGCUGGAGAGGCUGCUAUGCGGCAAGCUGAAAAUGCUUCAAAGACUGCUAGAACUUUGAUGAACGCGCAAGACGGAGAGGAGGUUGCCGAACUCAAGAGACAAGUGAAAGAAUUGGGAGAAGAGCUUAAAUCGGCUCAGAUUGACCGCGAUACCAUCAAGAAGCAGGCUGAGGGUUUGCAAAAUGAGUUUAAUCGUGUCUCGGAUCUUCUUGCCAAGGCGGUAUGUGUGCAGUUCCAUUUUUAG
Caenorhabditis bovis is the source of this 633-nucleotide messenger RNA. The record is from the annotation of a GenBank genome assembly. Lineage: Eukaryota; Metazoa; Nematoda; Chromadorea; Rhabditida; Rhabditidae.